AUGGCGCUGCUCCAGAUUGGCCCCGCGUCCUCCACUGUCGGGUUAGCUCGCUCGACCUUUAUCAGGCGCCCAAACUGCCGCGGCUGCCACCAAUUCUCCAGCUUUUCCCGCGCUGCGUCUCGACGAGGACCACCGUCUCAGCGAGCCCCCGGCCGCCGCCCUUUCUCCCAACAGUCCCAUAGGCCAAGGGCCGAUUCCAAGGUGAACGGCUCCAAGUUGCGCUGGUAUCCCAUCCCCGUCGGUCUCGGCGUUGGGUUUCUGGGGCUAGUGCAAUUCUACAAAGUCUAUAGGAGAGAGCAGGAGAAACAGGAAGAUGGCGAGCCGGGGCAGCGUCCGAAAAAGCGGCCGCGCAUCCGUCCAGACGGCCCAUGGCAGGUCCAAAUCAUGUCGACUCUGCCGUUGAAGGCCAUGUCUCGGAUCUGGGGCAGAUUCAACGAGCUAACACUUCCCACGUUCCUUCGAAUCCCCGGCUUUAAGCUCUACUCGUUCUUUUUCGGCGUCAACCUGGAUGAAAUCGAGGAGACGGAUCUUCGAGUGUUCCCAAACCUGGCCUCCUUCUUCUACCGUACCCUGAAACCCGGCGUUCGUCCUCUUGAUCCCAACCCAAAUGCUCUCCUAUCCCCAUCGGACGGCCGCAUUUUACAGUUCGGACAAAUCCAGGGCGGCGAUAUUGAGCAGGUGAAGGGGAUGACUUACACGAUCGACGCGCUCCUAGGGCAAAACAGCCCGACGCCGAGUAUCUCGGGGCAGACGCCUCUCGACAGACCCCCGAAGCGAGGCGAACAUGAACUGGAGGGCGACGAGGAACUUGUUCAGAGGGAAGAGGAAUUCGCCCGUGUGAACGGCAUUUCCUACACUCUCCCGGACCUUCUUUCCGGGUCCAAGAAGAAGCGAAGGAGCACCCUUGACCAGCCCAAAGACGAAUCCGUCAGCCCGUCGCCCACGUCUGUCUCCGAAGUACGCGCCGAACUAGCGCUCGGUGAAAAGUCCUGGCUUGACCAUUUAGCGACCGAUAGCCGACACGUACUCUACUACGCUGUCAUCUACCUUGCGCCAGGUGACUACCACCGCUUCCACUCGCCGACCAACUGGGUGGUCGAGCGCCGGCGCCACUUUGCCGGCGAGCUGUAUAGCGUCUCGCCUUACCUGCAGCGCACCAUGCCUGGACUGUUUACACUCAACGAACGCGUCGUGCUGCUGGGUCGCUGGCGCUGGGGUUUCUUCAGCUACGUCCCCGUCGGUGCGACCAACGUCGGGUCUAUCAAGAUCAAUUUUGAUAGGGAGCUGCGUACCAACAGCCUAACAACGGACACGGAGGCCGACAGGGCGGCUGAGGAAGCCGCCAACCGCGGCGAGCCGUAUCUAGGCUACGCUGAAGCGACUUAUGAGGCCGCGAGCUCCGUGUUGCGGGGCCAUGCGCUUAGGAGGGGUGAGGAAAUGGGAGGUUUCCAACUGGGUAGUACCGUUGUGCUCGUAUUCGAGGCCCCUGCGGGGGAACAUGAUGAGAGUGGCCGGCAUACAAGCGGGUGGCAGUGGGCUGUAGAAAAGGGGCAAAGAGUCAAAGUUGGACAGGCGUUGGGCCGCGUCGAUGCUUAG
Molecule: messenger RNA, 1596 nt
Organism: Dichotomopilus funicola
Lineage: Eukaryota; Fungi; Ascomycota; Sordariomycetes; Sordariales; Chaetomiaceae
Product: phosphatidylserine decarboxylase-domain-containing protein
Exons: 2
Coding region: 1-1596 (531 amino acids)
Biological process (GO): phosphatidylethanolamine biosynthetic process
Cellular component (GO): mitochondrion
Molecular function (GO): phosphatidylserine decarboxylase activity
Source: RefSeq, a predicted model, not a curated record